Molecule: messenger RNA, 1559 nt
Organism: Umbelopsis ramanniana AG
Lineage: Eukaryota; Fungi; Mucoromycota; Umbelopsidomycetes; Umbelopsidales; Umbelopsidaceae
Exons: 2
Coding region: 107-1282 (391 amino acids)
Molecular function (GO): riboflavin reductase (NADPH) activity; FMN binding
Source: RefSeq, a predicted model, not a curated record
AUUGCUACUGCAGCGUGAAACUAAGCUUUGGCUUGUGACUUGCAAUUAUCGCGAUGGUCCCUGCCCGCGUUUUUAAUUAUUUUGACUGUCGAUUGCAUUGUGCACUAUGGCAAAGCGAAUACUCACUCACCUCAAGGAUAUUGGUGCUACCGUGAAAGCUGUUGCUUCAGUUGCGAGCGCCAAUGUCGCUAAACCAGGAGUAGCCAGGAUGCUGUCGAAUCCACCCAUUGUCCAGUCCAUUCAGGCCCAUGCCAAGAACCAAACAAACGACAACAAUGUAAUGCACUAUUCCAAUAUUCCCGAGUCAGGCAGCAAAAUAGAGAGUAUACAAACCGAAGUUCGAAGUAUCAUGCGAAAGGUUCCACAAUUAGUUGUAGUGGUAACCACAGCUCAUCCAAAUGACCCAAAAUACCGCCGAGGCAUCACAGUAUCAUCGUUCACAUCUAUCUCCCUUCAUCCAUACCCACUUAUAUCUUUUUGUGUACGAAAGCCAUCUCGAGCAUCCGAUCUUUUACAUUUGGCCAACCGAUUUGUGGUUCAAGUACUAAGCAGUCAUCAAGUUCAGCAAUCUAUUGCGUUCUCGUCGCCUAACCAAGAAGGCAUCGAUCAGUUUAAAGAUACACAGUACUAUAUUGAUCCAGAGACAGGAAAUCCUGUGUUAAUGGGCUCGGUUGGUGCCAUGCACUGCUCGACGCACAAAGUCAUUGUUCUCGGAGAUCACGAGCUUUGGGUGGCAAAAGUUGAUCGAGUAGAUCAUGGAGUAGGAAGUAUGCAAGGAACAAGAGAAGAAAGCACACCUUUGCUAUACCAUGAUCGCCGCUAUCAUAGCGUGGGUGAAGAAGUAUUUAUGCAAGCGUUUGAAGACCACACACUUGAUUUUCGGCAAUGGACUCAUCGCGCUCACGUUAGAAUGGCAUGGAAUUAUCUUCGUGAAAUGGAUAAAGAGGAAGCAAAACCACUUAUCAAGAGCGGCAUAGAUUCUUAUUAUAAAGCCAACAAGGACAAGGUGCAAUUUAGUUAUAACGAGACCAUCACUGAAUUUUUUGUCGAGUUGAUUUGUGCGGCCGUACAAGCUGACGCUCUCAGCGGACGACUAGACGAAAAUGACUUUUUCGAGUUCCUGGAACGAUAUCCAAUGCUUAAAGACCGAAAAGUUAUUAACCAAUUUUACUCGCGUGAGUUACUCCACAGUGAUCAGAGUAAACAACAAUUUAUUCAGCCUGAUCUGCAAGCACUUCCCUCCGCCCAGCAAUUGAUAGCCCCGAAGGCAACCGGCGCCUAAAAUUAACAUUCGUUGUGGCUGGCGUAAACCUUUUUGCACCACCGGACUGACGUUCCAUUUGUGUUCCAAUUCCUUUUACUAUUAGCAUUUAAUCAUUCUACCGAAUACAUGCGCAUCAUAGCCCGUAAGAAACAAAAUUCGAGUUUCUAUAUCACUCUCAACGAGGAACGGUAUUGGUUUCCUGGCGACUGUCUUCGCGGCAAAGUUACAUUGCAUUUGUCGAAACCUUGUAAAACCACCAGUAUACGGGUAUGCUUGUGGGGAAAAGUCACUACCA